CACCUGCGCGGGCACUGGGCCACUCGGCUGUGGCAAGAAGCGAUGAUGAGGCGGCGCCGCUAUUUGCUGGAGCGGGCAGAGCAGGCGGCCGACGGGGGCUGCGGGGUGAGCAGUGAGCAGCCCCGCUCCCGGGACUGGCUUUACGAGUCCUACUACUGCAUGAGCCAACAGCACCCGCUCCUCGUCUUCCUGCUGCUCAUAGUGAUGGGCGCCUGCCUGGCGCUGCUCGCCGUCUUCUUCGCUUCGGGGCUGGAAAUUGAUGAUCAUGUGGCAUUUUUAAUAACAGUUCCAACAGCCCUAGCCAUCUUCUUUGCCAUAUUUAUCCUUGUCUGCAUAGAAUCUGUGUUUAAGAAGCUGCUUCGUAUUUUCUCUUUGGUGGUGUGGGUGUGUCUUGUUGCCAUGGGAUAUCUCUUCAUGUGUUUUGGAGGUAUCAUAUGUCCCUGGGACCAGGUAUCAUUUUUCUUGUUCAUUAUAUUUGUGGUAUAUACCAUGCUGCCCUUCAACAUGAGAGAUGCUAUAAUUGCCAGCGUCUUGACCUCUUCAUCUCACACCAUUGUGCUGAGCAUCUGUCUAUCAACUACAACCAUCAUAAAGGAACACUUGGUUUGGCAGAUAUUGGCAAACGCUAUCAUUUUUAUCUGUGGAAACCUGGCAGGAGCAUACCACAAGCACCUCAUGGAACUUGCUCUGCAGCAGACAUAUCAGGACACCUGCAACUGCAUCAAGUCCCGCAUCAAGCUGGAAUUUGAGAAGCGGCAGCAGGAACGUCUUCUACUUUCUUUACUGCCUGCUCACAUUGCCAGGGAAAUGAAAGCUGAGAUUAUUCAGAGGUUACAAGGCCCCAGAGCAGGCCAGCUGGAAAAUACGAACAACUUUCACAAUUUAUAUGUCAAGAGGCACACCAAUGUGAGUAUUUUGUAUGCUGAUAUUGUAGGAUUCACUCGACUGGCUAGUGACUGCUCACCUGGAGAACUGGUGCACAUGCUUAACGAGCUCUUUGGCAAGUUUGAUCAAAUUGCAAAGGAAAAUGAAUGUAUGAGAAUUAAAAUCUUAGGUGAUUGCUACUACUGUGUGUCUGGACUACCUAUAUCUCUUCAAAAUCAUGCCAAGAACUGUGUGAAAAUGGGAUUGGACAUGUGUGAAGCCAUAAAGAAGGUCAGAGAUGCAACUGGAGUUGAUAUCAAUAUGCGUGUAGGAGUGCAUUCUGGAAAUGUCCUUUGUGGUGUUAUUGGGCUACAGAAGUGGCAGUAUGAUGUAUGGUCACAUGAUGUUACAUUGGCAAACCAUAUGGAAGCUGGAGGAGUCCCCGGCCGUGUUCACAUUACUUCAGUCACCUUGGCACAUUUGAAUGGAGCAUACAAAGUGGAAGAAGGGGAUGGAGAUGUAAGGGACCCGUAUCUGAAGGAGCAUAAUGUUAAAACCUACUUUGUAAUCAAUCCCAAGGGAGAAAGGCGAAGUCCUCAGCACCACUUCAGACCCCGGCAUACCUUAGAUGGAGCUAAAAUGAGAGCCUCUGUCCGCAUGACCCGGUACCUGGAAUCUUGGGGUGCAGCCAAGCCAUUUGCGCACUUACACCACAGGGACAGCAUGACCACUGAAAAUGGCAAGAUUAGUACCACAGAUGUACCAAUGGGUCAGUAUCAUUUCCACCGCUGCAGAGAAAGAACAAAAUCACAGAAGAAAAGAUUUGAAGAGGAAUUGAAUGAGAGGAUGAUUCAAGCCAUUGAUGGAAUCAAUGCUCAAAAGCAAUGGCUUAAAUCUGAAGACAUUCAAAGAAUAUCACUACUUUUCUAUAACAAAACUCUGGAAAAAGAAUACAGAACAACUACACUGCCAGCAUUCAAGUAUUAUGUGACAUGUGCUUGUCUCAUAUUCUUCUGCAUUUUUAUCGUGCAGAUUCUUGUAUUACCAAAAACAUCUAUCCUUGGAAUUUCCUUUGGGGUGGCAUUUCUCUUGCUUUCCUUCAUUCUUUUUAUCUGUUUUGCUGGACAGCUUUUGCAAUGUAGCAAGAAAGCCUCAGCUUCACUGUUGUGGAUUUUGAAAUCAUCUGGAAUAAUUGCAAACCGUCCCUGGCCACGAAUCACUCUCACGUUGACAACUACUACUAUAACAUUAACGAUGGCCAUAUUCAAUAUGUUUUUCCUGGAUGAUCCUGUGAUAAUUUUCAUCCCGGUUCUUAAUUCAUCAAAUGCAAGUUUUCCUGAAUCAAGUGCUCAAACACUGUGGUAUAUACAAAACAACUAUUUUUACCUACCAUACUUCAUUUAUAGCUGCAUUCUGGGGCUGAUAUCCUGUUCUGUUUUCCUGCGGAUAAAUUAUGAGUUGAAAAUGAUGAUAAUGCUGAUUGCAUUGGUGGGCUACAACGUCAUCCUCCUGCACACUCAUGGCUCCACACUGGAUGAUUACAGCAAAUUCCUAUAUGCAAGGGCAGCUAUGAAAAGGCCAGGAAUAUUGAAAGACCUGAAGACAAUGGGUUCUGUGUCUCUCUUUAUAUUCUUCGUGACAUUACUAGUUCUCAGUAGACAGAAUGAAUAUUACUGUAGGUUAGACUUCCUGUGGAAGAACAAGUUCAAAAAAGAGCGUGAGGAGAUUGAGACCAUGGAGAACCUGAAUCGGGUGCUGCUGGAGAACGUGCUUCCUGCACACGUGGCUGAACACUUCUUGGCAAGGAACCUGAAGAACGAGGAUCUAUAUCACCAGUCAUAUGACUGUGUCUGUGUCAUGUUUGCCUCUAUUCCGGAUUUCAAAGAAUUUUACACAGAAUCUGAUGUAAAUAAAGAAGGCUUGGAAUGUCUCAGACUGCUAAAUGAGAUCAUUGCUGACUUUGAUGAUUUGUUGUCUAAACCAAAAUUUAGUGGAGUUGAAAAGAUCAAGACCAUUGGAAGCACUUACAUGGCAGCUACAGGACUGAGUGCUACGCCCAGCCAAGAACACAGUCAGGAACCUGAACGACAGUAUAUGCACAUAGGAACUAUGGUUGAGUUUGCAUUUGCCCUAGUGGCAAAACUGGAUGUAAUAAACAAGCACUCAUUCAAUGACUUCAAGUUACGAAUAGGCAUCAACCAUGGACCUGUAAUAGCUGGAGUAAUUGGAGCUCAGAAACCACAGUAUGACAUCUGGGGCAACACAGUGAAUGUGGCUAGCAGGAUGGACAGCACUGGUGUCUUAGAUAAAAUACAGGUUACAGAGGAGACGAACAACGUCUUACAAACGCUGGGGUAUAUGUGCACCUGCAGAGGAAUAAUAAAUGUAAAAGGAAAAGGAGAACUGAAAACAUAUUUUGUACAUACUGAAAUGACAAGGUCCCUUUCACAAGGGAAUGUGGCAUCCUGAAGAAUAUUUUUAGGUGUGAACAAUACCGUAUUUUCAGGAAAGUAUCACACACUUCUUAAUUCCAUUUUGGCCCUUAACUUCAAUGUGCGUGUUAUUUUCCGGUAUUAUGGAACUGUUAUUUUAGCAUGGCUGCAGAAUGGUCCGGUGACCAGCGGUACGCACCUCGCUAUUCUCAUGUGCCAGGGCAGUUGUGUUGUGUGCUAUAGGACUGGAAGACUGUACUGCAACUUGCACUGUUACUUCAAGACAAGAAAGAAGAAACAAAGAUUGCUAAAGAGGCUAAAAUGCAGAGGCUGAUACCAAAGGGACUAAGAUGAUGUUAGUGAUAAACAAAAACAAUCUUAAGGCAAUAAAGCUAGGGGUGCAUAAUAUUUUCUGGUGCAUGAUGUUUCCUGGAAGAUACGGUAGCUCCCCAAUAGCAUCCAUUAGUCUGACAUUAAAAUAUACAGUAUUUGUAAAUAAGUUGAUUCUGUCCCUCCAUAUACAAUUUGGAUAUGUUCACCAGUUGUGUCUCAUAGCCAGUGACAUGUUGGGGGCACCUGGUUGGCAUUCUUUCCUGGAGACAGUCCUAACAACAAAGGAGCAGUUUUGUACAAACAUGUCAGCUGUUUUAAUGCCAUUGUCUUUUGUAAGGUUAAUUCAUUAAAAGUU
Messenger RNA from Chelonoidis abingdonii (Abingdon island giant tortoise), 3984 nucleotides. RefSeq names its product adenylate cyclase 2 (gene ADCY2). Lineage: Eukaryota; Metazoa; Chordata; Testudines; Testudinidae. Gene Ontology annotation, cellular component: plasma membrane. Gene Ontology annotation, molecular function: adenylate cyclase activity. The record is from RefSeq and is a predicted model, not a curated record. Gene Ontology annotation, biological process: cAMP biosynthetic process; adenylate cyclase-inhibiting G protein-coupled receptor signaling pathway; intracellular signal transduction.